AUGUCAGGAAUAGAUCAUCAAGACGCGCCCCUUGAUUUGAGUUGCAACGGGUCAUCCAAAUUGGGAACUCGUUGCCUAACACAGUCUAUCAGGUGUCCCCGAAAACUACCCUGUCCGACUUGUGGAAAGCAUUUCGAUCGUCCAUCGCUUUUGAAACGUCAUCUUCGUACGCACACAGGUGAAAAGCCACACGGUUGUUCAGUUUGCGGUAAAAAAUUUAGUACAAGUAGUUCCUUGAACACACAUGCCAGAAUUCACACCGGAGAACGACCGCACGAGUGUCCAAUUUGUGGGAAACGGUUUACUGCCUCCUCGAAUUUGUAUUAUCAUCGAAUGACUCAUUACAAGGAAAAGCCUCAUAAGUGCAAUGAAUGUGGGCGCUCCUUCCCAACACCCGGAGAUUUAAGAGCUCAUGGAUAUUCGCAUACUGGCGAUUGGCCGCUUCGGUGUCCAAUUUGUGCUAGAGGAUUUUGCAAACCAGCUGCACUUCACCAUCAUGUACAGCUCCACAGUGGGGGCAGACCCUAUUACUGCAAAUUGUGCAACAAGAAAUUUUCCGUAACAAGUAACUUACGUGCUCACGAACAAACGCAUUAUUCGGAAACUGUUACUAUCAUUUCUCCGACGCACGAAAAUAAUUCACGAAACGAAAAUGCUUCUAUUAAUAAUUUGACAAACGGAACAAGAGGUCAACAGGCGCAACAAAUUUCCAACCCAAUUAUUCCAUGGAAUCCGUGGCUUCCGUUACAUUAUUUAAAGUAAACCAAACGCGACAUAAAUGCCCUGAAGAUGUAGUCAGUAUCAAAAACAAGUAGGUUACAAGAUUUUUACAAGUUUAUUAAGACUUAGUUGUACAUACAGUGAGAUCAGAGAUUAUUGGGUCUUUUUCUUUGAUUGUAUCGUUGUUUUCGCCGUCUUCGGUAGUAUCCAUUUCUUCUGUUUCUGUUCCAUUUUUUUGUUCUUCAGCUGUAGUC
Molecule: messenger RNA, 974 nt
Organism: Athalia rosae (coleseed sawfly)
Lineage: Eukaryota; Metazoa; Arthropoda; Insecta; Hymenoptera; Athaliidae
Product: zinc finger protein 239-like
Exons: 5
Coding region: 1-762 (253 amino acids)
Cellular component (GO): nucleus
Source: RefSeq, a predicted model, not a curated record